AUGGAUGUUAGAGAGCAUAUCCGCCAAGAUCUCCAGCCGUACGUAUGUACCUACGAGCAAUGCCCAGAUGCCGACCGCAUGUACGCCAGUCGGCAUGCGUGGCUGGAACAUGAACGGCUAGUUCACCGCCGCAUAUGGAGAUGCUUCGAACACAGAUCCUUCACCUCAACAUCGAAAGACAGCUUGCUGCAACACUUUCAAGAUUGCCACAAAGGCCUGGAUGGGCAGCAGAUCGAAAAUCUCCUAGAUCUAGCCGAGAUGACGGUAGCCGAUGACAGACAAACCUGCCCAUUCUGCUACUCGGUUGGGCCUUUCGAUAAGGGUUUUUGCAAUCACGUGGCUUUCCAUCAGGAACAACUCGCAACGUUUGCAGUUCCACGAAACUUCGAUAGCAAUGAAGAGACAGACUCUGGGAGAGCCGAUGGCAUCAGAUCAGCCGGCUCUUUGCGUUCCGUUGCUCUAGAUUUCUCGGACGGCGAUGAUAGUGACGUAUCAGUGAACAAAGUCGACAACCCCCUACUAGACGCUGCAGGAGUCGGGGAUGAGACGGUCGUAAGGCUGCUGCUCGAGAAGGGCACCGAAUGCGAGUUGAAGGAUAGAAAUGGCAUGACGCCACUGGCGUGGGCGGCCAAGAGCGGCCACGAGGCGGUCGUAUUGCUGCUGCUCGAGAAAGGCGCCGGAUGCGAGUCGAAGGAUAGAAAUGGCAUGACGCCGCUGGCGUGGGCGGCUGAGAACGGUCACGAGGCGGUCGUCAAGCUGCUGCUCGAGAAGGGCGCUGAACGUGAGUCGACCGAUAGAGAUGGCCAGACGCCGCUGUUGUGGGCAGCCAAGAACGGUCACGAGGCGGUCGUCAAGCUGCUGCUCGGUACAGACAGGGUCGACGUGAACUCGAAGGAUAAGUACCCCCAGACUGGACGCUAUGUCAAUGCUCUCUAUGUCGCAUCACUUGAAGGCCAUGGAAAAAUAGUGCAGAUGCUGUUGGAUCGACAUGCUGAUGUCAACGCUCAGGGUGGAGUGUAUGGCAAUGCACUGCAGACCGCCUCGUUUGGAGGCCAUGAAAAGGUGGUGCGGAUACUGUUGAUUCGCGGUGCCGAUGUCAACACCCAGGGUGGAAGCCAUGGCAAUGCGCUCCAGGCCGCAUCAUCUAGAGGCCAUGAAAAUGUGGUGCAGAUGCUGCUGCUUUGCGGUGCCGAUGUUAACGCCCAAGGUGGAAAGUAUGGCAAUGCACUGCAGACCGCAUCAUUCGGAGGCUAUCAAAAUGUGGUGCAGAUACUGUUGGAUCGCGGUGCCGAUAUCAACGCCCAGGGUGGAAAGUAUGGCAAUGCACUGCAGGCCGCAUCUUUUAGAAGCCAUGAAAAAGUUGUACAGAUACUAUUGGAUCGCGGUGCCGAUUUCAACACCGAGGGUGGAGUGUAUGGCAGUGCACUGCAGGCCGCAUCAUCUAGAGACCAUAGAAAGGUGGUGCAGAUGCUGUUGGAUCGCGGUGCCGAUAUCAACGCCCAGGGUGGAAAGUAUGGCAAUGCGCUCCAGGCCGCAUCAGCCAACGGCCAUGAAAAGGUGGUGCAGAUGCUGUUGGAUCGGGGGCCGCGUUCAUGCCAACCGUCAGUUGUGAACAGUAUUUGA
Messenger RNA from Penicillium canariense, 1623 nucleotides. Its product is annotated as ankyrin repeat domain-containing protein. Bases 1 to 1623 code for a protein of 540 amino acids. The record is from RefSeq and is a predicted model, not a curated record. The transcript has a single exon. Lineage: Eukaryota; Fungi; Ascomycota; Eurotiomycetes; Eurotiales; Aspergillaceae. Gene Ontology annotation, molecular function: protein binding.